Molecule: messenger RNA, 1870 nt
Organism: Acipenser ruthenus (sterlet)
Lineage: Eukaryota; Metazoa; Chordata; Actinopteri; Acipenseriformes; Acipenseridae
Product: regulator of microtubule dynamics protein 1-like
Exons: 9
Coding region: 1-729 (242 amino acids)
Cellular component (GO): mitotic spindle pole; spindle microtubule; cytoplasm
Molecular function (GO): microtubule binding
Source: RefSeq, a predicted model, not a curated record
AUGGCUGCAAAUUCAAAACUCUAUCAGUAUGAUGAACAAGCAUCUGGGAAUACUGGAUUUUUGUUCACUUUUCCAGUUUUGCCUUAUCUUGGAUAUGAAGCAUACAAACACAUAAACUAUGCAGGAGUGGUUCAUGCACAGUGUAAUGUUGAAGAAAUCAUCGAACAAGCUGAUUACCUUUAUGGCAGUGGAGAAACAGAAAAGCUUUAUCAUCUAUUAGUAAAGUACAAAGACAGUGACAAUGCUGAGUUUCUAUGGCGACUAGCUCGGGCUUCACGGGAUCUGGCUCUUCUAAGCAGCACAUCUGCAGAAGACAAGAAAAGACUGAUGUAUGAAGCCUUUGAUUAUUCAAGGAAUGCACUAGAGAAAAAUGAAUCUAGCUCAGCAGCACACAAGUGGUAUGCUAUUUGUAUCAGUGAGAUUGGAGACUAUGAAGGAACUAAAAUAAAAAUUGGAAACGCUUAUUUAGUAAAAGAACAUUUACAGAGAGCUAUUGAGCUAAAUCCAAAAGAUGCCACUGCAAUCCACAUCUUGGGCCUGUGGUGCUUUGCCUUUGCGGAACUACCUUGGUACCAGCGCAAAAUAGCUGCCAUACUAUUUGCAUCGCCACCAAGUUCAACGUAUGAAGAGGCUCUUGGCUACUUUCUCAAGGCUGAAGAAGGUAUGAAGCUACAGAUUGAAUUAGGUGGAGCAGAUGGUUUACAGUCUGUGCAAUGGGAUCCAUUUUAAUUUGCAUUGUCAAGUUGUUACAUUUGUAUAUGUACACACAGUGGAGGUAGGUCAUGAUGGUUCAUUUUGUUUACUAACAUGUUAAUUAAUACUUUAGUACAGAAUGUAUUUUAUAGUUUUUUUUUGUUUUUUCUCUACAUAACAAAACCACUUUUAAGAUUCAUUGAGUGAUUUGUUAUUAACAUGCUUAAUGACAAUGCAGAAUUUUAAUGCAUCCCCUUACUGACUUAUAUAUAUAUCGCCUUUUAUAGCAAAAACUUGCUAAUGCUGGGAAAAAGCUACAUGAUGCUGAAGGACCAGAAGUCGUCCCUCUUGUGGCUCAGCAAAGCUAAGGACUACCCAGCUCACACAGAGGAGGAUAAACAGAUUCAUAAAGAAGCGGUGGAACUUCUCAAAACACUUAGUGGUUAAAACUAUGUGACCAAGCACAAUCAUGUAGCUUUAUCUACUGUUCAUACACUUGUUGAAUAGAUCCUUUUAUUCACAUCAAGAAAUGGAUAGAUAAAUCAACACAUACAUGCACUAAACACAAUAGAGAUUAAACAUUGUAUUUCAUUUCCAGGAAGACCCUGAUCUUAAGUCAGUUAGUUAUCGGCAUACUACUGUGAAUGUACAGUAGUAUUCCUAUAAUAAUCAUGUAUUAAAAUAAGAAGCCAACUUCCCAAUGUUUCAGUAUGUUUAACAUACCUUUGUCAAUGGAAAGUGUGUUUGAAAAUAAACAGUGGAGGUACUUCUGAACUUUUGAUGCCAUGGCAAUUUCCUGAAUCCAUUUUCAGGAUUCAGUUCCUCUUCGAAUCCCUUUUUGCUAAAAUCGAUCGUCUCAGUUUUCCACGUGACCUGUUGUAGUGGAGCCACUCGACCUGACCGGCUAGACCAGUGGUUUUCAACCUGUGGUGCGCGUACCUUUACUGGUAUGGGACAGACCGACAGUUCUUUAUGACGAUAUGAUGCCUCAAAACACACUGCUGUCAAUCGCACCAUCGUGUAUCAAUCUGUUUGUACCACUAAAGAACAGACAAAUGAGAAACUAUAAUGCAGAGCUCCAGACUGUGCUUAAAAUGGGUAGAAAUGCAAGAACAACCGAAAAAAACAGCCGCAUCUCCCUUUAAAGCAAGUGUCAAUAUUUACGAAUGUGACAUGA